Neohortaea acidophila is the source of this 902-nucleotide messenger RNA. RefSeq lists its product as uncharacterized. The transcript is spliced from 2 exons. The coding region runs from base 147 to 647 and encodes 166 amino acids. The record is from RefSeq and is a predicted model, not a curated record. Lineage: Eukaryota; Fungi; Ascomycota; Dothideomycetes; Mycosphaerellales; Teratosphaeriaceae.
UCUUCUACAACCAAAACGACUUCACCGUGCAAGUGCGCGAAUUCGACAUCAAAGCUGUGCUGCCAUGGUUGAAGAAGCAAGAGCGCGUCCGGUUGCAGGAAGUGGAAGAAGAGGUGGAGCAGGACAACGCGAUUCCUUCAAGCUGGAUGGGUACAGAUGGCGGUGCACAAGAAGGCACGCUGUUCGACUCGGUGCAUGCCCGCAUCGCCUAUGAUUCUCGCGCUUUGCACUUCAUCCCUGCCAAAGUCUUCGAAACGUUGGUCAACGGCGUCGACCGCUUCCGCGUGCCCGGCAUGAGCGCCUUGCAGAAGGAAAUGGUGGCGUUCACGAUCAAGUAUCUCGCCGAUGCACCCCGCGAAGACAAGCCAUUCGUCGGAGUCAUCGAUUACGAUGUGGAGCUUAUUGCGGACUGGCCCAACCUCCUCGACUGGCUGAAGCUCUUCCACGAAGGCAAAGUCACCGCUCCCACCUUCCACGACCGAAGUGCAAAGGCCGAAGCUGUCUUGGGAGUCUUCAAGAUGGUCCAAAGCGCGAAAGAGAUGGGCGUGAAGUGGAAGGAGAUGAAGUACGGGUGGAAGGGAGUGCGGAAGAUGAUGAGUGCUGUCGAUGUGAACUGGCUCGUGGACGUGUGGGAUGAGCCUUCGUGAGUAAGGGAAAGAGGAAGACACAGGAAUGAAUGGGUGGAAGUUAUACAAACUCCUGACCUGCGCGUGUAGGCUUUGUGUCUGCACCGUCGCGGUUCAAGCCUGUGCCUCUGCGGUGUUCCUUCGCUCUAUGCUCGUGAUGCAGCUUAUGAAUAACAGUCGCACUCGCCAUCGGCUGGAUCACAUUACCGUCGUGAACAGUCAGGUAUCGAUAACACCUCACUACACAGCAACCUACCAACAAAGAAAUGUUCGCUC